Nicotiana tabacum (common tobacco) is the source of this 1149-nucleotide messenger RNA. Its product is annotated as ethylene-responsive transcription factor 1B-like. NCBI's taxonomy places the organism in Eukaryota, Viridiplantae, Streptophyta, Magnoliopsida, Solanales, Solanaceae. Gene Ontology annotation, molecular function: DNA binding; DNA-binding transcription factor activity. Gene Ontology annotation, biological process: ethylene-activated signaling pathway; regulation of DNA-templated transcription. The record is from RefSeq and is a predicted model, not a curated record.
GGUUGGUAAUCAUGGGAAGACACACAUAUAUAAGUAUAUAGUAUCUCCACUCAUAUUCUUUAAUACAUCUUGUAAAUAUCAACAACAAAGAGAUCAAAUAAUAGCACAAAAAGCUCUUAAAAAAAUGGAUGUGAAGAUUCAAGACGAAAAACAUGCUUCAAAUAUUUGCGUCGCUGGGGAAGUUGAAGUUGAAUUAUCGUCACUCGAGGAUGCUUCCUCGAGUAAAAUUUCCUUGAAGGAAAUUAAGAAAAAUGACUUCAGUUCAAAACGACCUCAAAAUGCCGAAAAACACUACAUAGGUGUUAGAACAAGGCCAUGGGGAAAAUAUGCAGCUGAAAUUAGGGAUUCAACAAGAAAUGGAAUUAGGGUUUGGCUUGGGACAUUCAAUAGUGCAGAAGAAGCAGCAAUGGCUUAUGACCAAGUUGCUUUGUCAAUGAGAGGUCCAUCAACUUGCCUAAAUUUCCCUGUUGAAAGAGUUAGGAAAAUGUUACAAGAAACAGAAUGUAAUUUCUUGAAAAAUGGAUUGUCACCAGCAGCAGCCUUAAAGGAGAAACACAAAAAGAGAAGUAGUAGUAGUGGUAGUACAACUGCUUCAAUCAAGAAAGGGAAAAAGAAACAAGUAAAUAAGGAAGAUAAUAUUGUAUUCAUAUUUGAAGAUUUGGGAACAGAUUUAUUGGAUGAACUCUUGUCUGAGUAUUCUAGUUUUUAUUAGGGCAGUCAAAUGCAUAAGGCAUCCCGCAUUCACAUAGGGUCGGGCCGCACCCUUAGGGGUGUAAUGUAGACAGCCUAUUCUAAUGCAAGCAGUAAUUGCUGUUUCUACGGCUCGAACCUGUGACCUAUAGAUUAGACGGAAACAGCUUUACCAUUGCUCCAAAUCUUCCCUUCUUUUUAGCCUACUUCAUUUCCAUCUGUAAGUUUUAUCCACAUAAUUCUUCAAUCUUUCCUCCUUGUUCAUGUUUUUUUUCUCAAUUUACUGUGUCCCUUUUAUUCAGUAAAUUGAUUCAAGAUUCUGUAAAUUCAUUUCCUAGACUAGAACUUCAUAUAAACUUGACCUCUCUUUUUUCCUCCUCCGGUCCCUUCCUCUUUUAAUGUGCCAAAUUCAGGUUGUACAAAUUAAUGUAAGUUUAUGAACAAUGACAUUUUAUGUCA